AUGAAAAAGUUGGAGAGAUUGAAGGUGAUUAAAAUUAAAUCAACGAGAAUGGAACACACUUCAUACAUGGACGAUUUAAAAUCACAACUGGAAACAAUUUCUGAAGCUUUAAUUCAAAGUGCAGCACAUUCAGUGCUUGGACAAUGUUCACAAGAAAUUCUUGAUUCAUCAACGGAAAAGCUCGUAAUUAUGUCAAAACUCAUUUGUUAG
Molecule: messenger RNA, 210 nt
Organism: Clunio marinus
Lineage: Eukaryota; Metazoa; Arthropoda; Insecta; Diptera; Chironomidae
Source: the annotation of a GenBank genome assembly